This is a messenger RNA of Xenopus tropicalis (tropical clawed frog), 1853 nucleotides long. RefSeq names its product family with sequence similarity 98 member C (gene fam98c). The record is from RefSeq and is marked validated. NCBI's taxonomy places the organism in Eukaryota, Metazoa, Chordata, Amphibia, Anura, Pipidae.
CGAGGACACCCCGCCCCACUCUGUGCCGCUGCCCACAACCUCCCCCCAGCAGCACCGCCACCGGCCCAAACCUCACACUGAACGCUGACUGCGAUAUCUGUGGAACCUACGUUGGCGGCCUCCGUAUGUUGCUUGGCAACUACAGGAAGUAUAGGCCCUGAUUAGAAUGUCGUGGUAGAAUGGAGAACGGAGCGCAGGUUGGAGUGUUGUUGGUAGCGCCUGAGACUUUGCACGAAGCAAACGAGGAAAGGCCUAACAACGGUGGGAUAGAAUUGGCAGCCGAGAGUGGUAUUAUAAUCCCUCAGGGCAGCACUUGGGCGGAAGGAGCACGCAUGGCAGAGGUUGCCCAGAUGCUGCGGGAACUAGGGUACAAAGGUCCACUAUGUUGUGAAAAAGAACUGGAACGUUCAGCAAAACUGGGUGCUGCCAGCCAACAUUUCACGGCUCUCUGUGCCUGGCUAGUUUCCGAACUCAAGGUUGUGUCCUCGAUGGUGGAGAACAUCAGCCCUACAGAGGGGCCUGAGGAUGCAGAGACCUUCCAGCUAGAGAUGAGUGGUGUGGUAAAUGAACUUCACUGUCCUUACACUGCAUUGACUACAGGGGAUGUGACCUGCAGACUGACCAACCUCGAUAACUGCCUGCAGCUCCUUGUGUUUCUCAGUACAGAGCUUCAGGCUGCAAGGAUAAUAUCUAACAGGAAGGUCCCAGUUAUAGGCUCAGAAAAAGGCAACACAGAAGCCAUACAGGAACUGAAGUGGGUCGGGGCAACUCUAGGUAUUCAAGAAUACUUACUUGGUGUCCCAGUAGCUGAGUACAUGCGGAUACUGCAGAACAAGAUUGCCGAGAUUACAGCUGCCCUUCCAGAUUCUUCAUGGUCUUCCCCUCUUUUGAAAACAGAACUGCAACCUUCACAAUGGGAGAAGCUAGCAGAUCUACACUGUCAGCUGCUUGGAGAGUAUGAAUGCAGAAUGAGGAUGCUGGUCACUCGAUUUGAUGUCACAGUGCAAUCGUUCUACUGGUCUGAGAGAGCAAAGGAACUUGGAGCUGCUAUGAAGGAGGUUUUUUGGCCUCUGCGCCAGUCUCUGAAGACGGAGUCCGAUAUAAACAUGGCCCAUCUCCUGGCUGCACGAGAAGAAGAUUCUCGAAUCCUUCACACAUGCAGUGCUGUCUUUCGCCAAAAUACUCAAAGCUCCAUCAACAAGGUUCUCAUGACAGGGAAUGUGCCAGAUCGAGGAGGCCGCCCCAAUGAAAUAGAGCCUCCAAUGCCCACGUGGACAAAGCGCAAAGAAGGGGGAGGAGGGCAGCAGUGGUGGGGAAAACGCAAUAAAAGGAGGAAAAAGUAAUGGUGAUUGGUUAGACCUGGUGUAAAAUAAAAAGAUGAAAUUAAAAAAACAGAGCAAUACUUGCUCAGAAACACAGUGUUAAUAGUAAGGCCCUAGCUUCCUUUGUCAUCCUUCUUGUACCAUAACUUAAGCAAACAUAUUCUGUAAGUGUGCAUGACUUCUGGUCAAAGUGUAUGGAUAUUUUUGGAUAAGGAUGGAUAAGAAGCUUUAAUUUUGCAAAUAUAGGAUAUAUUUUUCCAGAAAACAAGUUUAAUGCAUUUAAAAUGGGUGGAGUGCAAUUACUGAGUAUGUAUGCAAUUUUGUUUAAUUAUUUUUGGACAUAAGUUCCCUUUUGCCCAGCAGAGGGCACCAAAUGAAUUCUUAUAUUAGUUUAUAGAACUAAAGUUGUGGAAUGUCUCAUUUUUGGUUUAAUGUUCCUGAGCAUAAUAAUUCUCAUGUAUUUUUUUUUUUUGCCACCAUAAAUAUGUGCAUAUGAAAGUGAUUAAACUGAUUAAAGUGGAUUCUCCCAUU